CAGCGGAGUUUGAUGAGGUAAUGUCUCGGACACGUUAUAAUGUUAAAUCCAGUAGCAGCAGCAGUAGCUUUAGGCCACACUAGUUUUGUUUAUAAACUUCAUAUCCAGCACAGUCUCGCUAGCGGAGUGGACUUGCUAGCCGGGCUUCCUCGCACAAGUUGUGGAGAAGAAGUGAGGACGGAGGAGCAACUCUUCAGGAAGGGACUGCUGUGCCGUGCUGGACAGGAGAGCGGGGCGGCCCCCAUCAGAAAGUCUCUGGAUGACUGAGGGUCUACUUGAAUGGGGCGGUGUGUUUUGAUCCUGUCUGUCAUUCUGCAGUCUGCGGUCCGACCGGCCCUGGGGGGACACGGCGGAGGGACUCCUGGCUGCCCUGCUGCGCGCUGAACGCAAAGCAGCACACUUUGUCUGCGUCUGAGGAAACUUGGAGAGAUUAUGGUUGGGAAAGGCCUGCAGCUCAGUCCCCGCUGCUCCAACAACAAAGGAAACGGCUGCUGCCUCUUUUACUUCAGUGCUGCGGCCGCCGUGUGUGGAAACACACGUUAAGAGUGUGUGGAGAGAAUUAGAUUGAGCCAAUGACUUCAGAGAAAGUUGUCAAAUGAGCUCUGAUUUCACGGCCGCUCCAGAGUAGCGCCGCUCGCGCACGCCUGCGCAGUUACGCACACACGCACGCGCUCCUUUUGUUGUGAAGUUUUCUCUCAGCUGAAAAGUCAUUUAACUCCCAGAGUGUCUCUAACAGCAGUGCUGCGGGGUCAGAGUGGAUGUGUGAGGAUGGUGGAGAGCAGGAGUUGUGUCCAGAGGGAGGGGGUGUACCGCUGGUUCUCCUCCCUCACCUCAGCCCAGAGAGCAGAGUUCCUGUGCGGCCUACUGGACCUCUGCGUCCCGAUCGAGCUCCGCUUCAUUGGCUCCUGUCUUGAGGACUUGGCCCGCAAGGACUACCACUCCCUCCGGGAUGCUGAGAUCAAAGCCAACAACCCCACCGACCUGUCUGGACUCACCAACAUCACGGACGAGGUGGUGCGCAGCAAGCUGCUGGUGUCCCUCGCCCUGCUUGGUUCGGACAACCGAGAGGCUGCAGGGGUCUUGUACCGGACCUUGACUCAUAUAGACACGGUGAUCAAUAACUACGGCCUGGCGCUGAACGACGGGAGGACUGAGGAGCAGUUUCUGUUGCUGUUCACCAUGGCCUCUAACCACCCGGCCUUCAGCUUCCACCAGAAGCAGGUGCUGAGGCAGCAGCUGGGCAAGAUCCUGGACAUCCUGCAGGUGAGCAGAGGAGGAGCAGGUGGAGAGGGUCAAGGAGCAGGGCCCGGCGGGGAUCGAGCUGCCGUCUGUUACGCUCAGCCACAUCACCGUUGUCACCAUCAGACCGUGUCGCUGCCUCUGUCCCCCGCUGCCUGCUCCCUGCCUGAUGCCAGCGCUGCAUACCUGCCUCUGUCUUCCUGCCAACUCUGCCACACACGCUGCACCUGCUGGCACAAGAGCCAGACCAGAGAGGCAGGUACGGUUUCAGGGCUGAACUCAGGGGUCACCACGGGACGAGGAGACCAAGCGGUCAGCCAGGACCUCACCCCUCCUCACCUCGACCCCCCUCUUCCUCCUCCUCCACCUCCUCCUCCUCUGCCUCCUCCUCCUCCUCCGCCUCUUCCUCCACCUUCUCAUCUUCCUCCUCCUGUACCUGCUGGGCAUAGCCAUGAUGCAGCAGCACCAAGCAAGAGCCACCAGGGGAAAUCGGGUAAAGCGGUGAUUGAGAGGGUGGUGUUGAGAGGAGUGACACAGAAGUCUGAAGACAACAGUGAAUAUGUGUUUGAGGUCAGCUGGUCGGAUGGUUUCAUGUCGUCCGUUGUCCGAACUCAGCAGGAGGUGACAGAGCUGCUGUCCCAGCUCUCACAGGCAUUUCCUGAUGAAGGCGUGGAGAAGUUCUUCCCUAAGUCCAUAGACCUGGACCCCAGGUGUCUGACAGCGCUGCCCUGCCACGUCCUCCAGCACCACAGCGUCCAGCUGUUCUUCACCUCCACCAGGCCUCUGUCACCCAACUGUCCUUCCUCUCUCCUGCCGCUCCCCUCCUCCCCUCCCACGGCUCCCGUAGCCCCGUCAUGCCCCUUCACCCCCAGCUCUAGUCUGGGCUGUAUGUUGCAGUACAGAGGAGCCAACAGGGUGGUGUACAGAGUGGCCAGCGUCCAGCCCGUCGUCAGCACCCACGGCUCGGUCUUGACUCGCUCCUCUUCUCACCCCUCCUCCCUCCCUCCACCUCCUCUCCCUCCCUCCAUCUCUCAUCCCCAGCAUUCCCCUCAGCUGUCUUCCCUCCCUCCCCCCACACCCGGCCAGCAGGGCUGCGCGGCGGGUGGAGGCGACGCCCCGUCCCAACCGCAUCCCCAACAUCAACCCCCUCAGCUCCAGUCGCACUCGUACCCUCAGCACUCCCAGCACCACCUUCAGCAACAAACCGGCGGUCAGCCAAGCACGCAGCCUCAGUCCCAUCAUCCAGCUCAUUCCCAGUCGCUCUCAUAUUCCCGCUCCCAAUCCCACACACAGCCACCAUCCCAGUCCCAGGUUAACACUGCUGAACAGAAUGGCAUCCUGGAUUGGCUGCGCAGGCUUCGGCUCCAUAAGUAUUACCCCGUCUUCAAACAGCUGACCAUGGAGGAGUUUUUAGCGCUGACAGAGGAAGACCUGAACAAGUACGACUUGACCCAAGGAGCAAAGAAGAAACUCAAGACUCAACUGGAGCUGCAGAAGUCAGCAGACAGGGAGAUGAAGAUGGAGAAGCGGUCAUGCAGCGGUAUUGCCAGGGUGACUCCUUCCAGUCACAUGGGGCCCUCAGCACACCCCACCUCCACCGCAGGAGAGCUGCGAGUGGAGGUGGAUGCUGUGCUGCACCAUCACCCCGUCUCCACAGACAGCAGCUCAUCCUCAGGCUACUCCAGCUCUUCCUGCUCCCCCCGAACACCCCUCUGCUGUGAUGCUACCUUUGACAGGACCAGAGACCUUCACCGCCGUGUGUCUGGUCCUGACGCAUCAGGAGGGGGUCCGGAGAAGGACCGCUCAUGUGUUUUCAUCCUCAACUCCAGCUGCCCCGCGGGCUCCAGUCGCCCCACAGCCCAGGUCCUUCCCGUCCAAACCGACCCGGCUCCUCCUCUCCCUCCCUCCUGCUCCUCCCACCUCCCCUUCAGCCUCCCGCAGUCUCCCUACCACCCUCAGGCCAGCUACCCCCAGACCCUGCUCUCCUCCACCUCAAACCCAGCGCGCAUCCUCACCUCCCCGCGAAAACCGAGACCCCCUCCUCUGUGCACGGACGACAGGACUAAGUCUCUGGGUUUCGGUGCGGGACUGGGCGUGGGGAUGGGGGUGAGGCUGGAGACCCUGUUCCCCGGCCUGAACGUGGACGGCUCCUCUGUGCUCCAGGACUCGGUGGUGUGUCGCGGCCUCACCGGAGCUGCCGUGGGUCUGAUGGUGGAAACCAGCUCCGCUUUGACCUCCACCUCCAACAGCGUCCACCACGUCUCCCACCCUCCUCUCCAUUUCCACCUCUCAUCCUCUUCCUCCACCUCUCCAUCCGGAUACUACUCCUGCCCGCCUACCUCCUCUCCCACCUCCUCCUUCUCCUCUUCAUCCUCCUGUCCCUCCACGAAGUCCGCCUCAAGCUCCACAAGCGGGGUUGGCUUUGUUCCCAUGGCAACCACAUCCACUGUCCCUGUGGCCGCGGUGCCCGGCAACACCUACUACCCACCCCAGCCCACCUCCAGCCCCUCCCCUUCCCCUUCCUCUGCUUCUUCAUCGGAUCAAAAUUCAGGUCACACCCCCUCCGUGUGUGUUUGCAGCUCCUGCGGUUGCCGGGGGAACUGCGGGGCGUACGGGGCAUUGCCAGGAUACGCCGCUGCGGCCGGCUACCUGCAGCCUUUCCCCACUGGCCCCUCCCUCUUCACCCUGGGUCCCCUGCUCCACCUCAGCCCCCUGAUAGCUUCAUCCAGCAAUGCAGGCGCAGGGGCCACACCCUUCUCCUACCCCAUGAUGGUGCCACCGCCCUACCGUCACAGCCCCGUGUCACAUGACCAGCAUCAAGGCUUUGGCUUCUACCAGCCCCACGGCAUCUUGGGAAACGGAGGGCAGAAACGUGCAGCUGGGAACCUGUCCUGUUAUAACUGUGGAGCCAACGGGCACAGAGCAGAGGACUGUAAGCAGCCGCCCAUGGACUCAUCACAGCAAGGAACAUUUCGACUGAAGUACACUCCUCACUCUGACAGUAAGGACUCAGGGGACUAACCAGGACACACAGCGGUGGAUUUGAAUCGUCACUUUCUCGACACGACUGUACCUCAUGUUCCUCCUGGAGCCGACAGGCAGCCUCCACACACACUUUAGAAGGGAUGUGCAGACAGUCUGCUUCACUGCGGGUCCGUUUAAGGACAGCGGAUCCACUUUAUCCUUUCAUUUCUUUUACAACAGUCAACACAGCAGAGAGCCAUCGGGAGCAGCUGCCUGAGAGCAGUGAAAAACAAGGAGGAGUUCUUUUACACUACUUCUGUAUACUUCACUCAGAGAUGAAAAGAGAGCACACGAGGAAGAUAUGGAACGGCUGUCGCAGUCUGUGUCAUCAGAUUAGCUUUCAACCCCCCUCUUCCUCCUCCUCCUCCUCCUCCUCGGAUCUCCUCACAUACAAACACAAAGUCACAAGGGGAACUGGAGAUUUUAAACUCUCAGAGAGCUCCUCCAUGAAGAAACAGUAUACAGUGCAGUAAAACCACAUUUAUAGUCUCCUGGAUGGUUCACAAACCAAAGCAACACAAGUCCAGCAUCCUAAUAACUUCCUGGACACUCAGUGGAGUGCAUUUUUUAAACGUUCUCUAAACCUUAAAAGCCAGUUUGAUCUUAUCACAGCAUCCUCCCUUUCACUGAAUCCACCUCACACCACCCGGCUGUAAAGCACAGGUGAUUAAAAGAAGCAUUUCUACGUCUGGGUCAUGUUGACAGUAGAGCAGUUACAAAAAGCCGUGUC
Molecule: messenger RNA, 4993 nt
Organism: Scomber japonicus (chub mackerel)
Lineage: Eukaryota; Metazoa; Chordata; Actinopteri; Scombriformes; Scombridae
Gene: zcchc14
Product: zinc finger, CCHC domain containing 14
Exons: 14
Coding region: 769-4260 (1163 amino acids)
Molecular function (GO): phosphatidylinositol binding; zinc ion binding; nucleic acid binding
Source: RefSeq, a predicted model, not a curated record